Molecule: messenger RNA, 2735 nt
Organism: Physeter macrocephalus (sperm whale)
Lineage: Eukaryota; Metazoa; Chordata; Mammalia; Artiodactyla; Physeteridae
Gene: G3BP2
Product: G3BP stress granule assembly factor 2
Exons: 12
Coding region: 232-1680 (482 amino acids)
Cellular component (GO): ribonucleoprotein complex; cytosol
Molecular function (GO): mRNA binding
Source: RefSeq, a predicted model, not a curated record
CCGUGUUCCUUGUCGUUCGCCGCAGUGCCUGGCGCCUGGGAAGAGGUGGUUGUGAGGGGAACAAGCUCGUGGCUCUCUGGUUUCCGAGGUUUGAGGUUUGUCGAAGGAGGGAGAGGGCGGCGAGCGAGAAGAAUCCGUUGCAGCCGGUCCUCGGCGACUUUCCCGCUGACCUCCGUGCGACGUACCCGCCGCCGCUGUUGGUUGGAGCAUUUGACAUUGUGCAGCAAAGAAAUGGUUAUGGAGAAGCCCAGUCCGCUGCUUGUAGGGCGGGAGUUUGUGAGGCAAUAUUAUACUUUGCUGAAUAAAGCUCCAGAAUAUUUACACAGGUUUUAUGGCAGGAAUUCUUCCUAUGUUCAUGGUGGAGUAGAUGCUAGUGGAAAGCCCCAGGAGGCAGUUUAUGGCCAAAAUGAUAUACACCACAAAGUAUUAUCUCUGAACUUCAGCGAAUGUCAUACUAAAAUUCGUCAUGUGGAUGCUCACGCAACCUUGAGUGAUGGAGUAGUGGUCCAGGUCAUGGGUUUGCUGUCCAAUAGUGGACAGCCAGAGAGGAAGUUUAUGCAAACCUUUGUUCUGGCUCCUGAAGGAUCUGUUCCAAAUAAGUUUUAUGUUCACAAUGAUAUGUUUCGUUAUGAAGAUGAAGUAUUUGGUGAUUCAGAACCAGAACUUGAUGAAGAAUCAGAAGAUGAAGUAGAAGAGGAACAAGAAGAAAGGCAACCAUCUCCAGAACCUGUUCAAGAAAAUGCUAACAGUGGUUACUAUGAAGCUCACCCUGUGACUAAUGGCAUAGAGGAGCCAUUGGAAGAAUCGUCUCAUGAACCUGAACCUGAGCCAGAAUCUGAAACAAAGACUGAAGAGCAGAAGCCACAAGUGGAGGAGAAGAACUUGGAAGAGUUAGAGGAGAAGUCUACUUCUCCUCCUCCUGCUGAACCUGUUUCUCUGCCACAGGAGCCACCAAAGGCUUUCUCCUGGGCUUCAGUGACCAGUAAAAACCUGCCUCCUAGUGGUACUGUUUCUUCCUCUGGAAUUCCACCCCAUGUUAAAGCACCAGUCUCACAGCCGAGAGUGGAAGCUAAACCAGAAGUUCAGUCUCAGCCACCUCGUGUGCGUGAACAGCGACCUAGAGAACGACCUGGUUUCCCUCCUAGAGGACCAAGACCAGGCAGAGGAGAUAUUGAACAGAAUGAAGCUGAUAACCGUAGAAUAAUUCGCUAUCCAGAUAGUCAUCAACUCUUUGUUGGUAACUUGCCACAUGAUAUUGAUGAAAAUGAACUGAAAGAGUUCUUCAUGAGUUUUGGAAACGUUGUGGAACUUCGCAUCAAUACCAAGGGUGUUGGGGGAAAGCUUCCAAAUUUUGGUUUUGUGGUUUUUGAUGACUCUGAACCAGUUCAGAGAAUCUUAAUUGCAAAACCAAUUAUGUUUCGAGGGGAAGUACGUUUAAAUGUGGAAGAGAAAAAGACAAGAGCUGCCAGAGAGCGAGAAACUCGAGGUGGUGGUGAUGAUCGCAGGGAUAUUAGGCGCAAUGAUCGAGGUCCUGGUGGUCCCCGUGGAAUAGUGGGCGGUGGAAUGAUGCGGGACCGGGAUGGAAGAGGACCCCCUCCAAGAGGUGGCAUGGCACAGAAACUUGGCUCUGGGAGAGGAACCGGGCAGAUGGAAGGCCGCUUCACAGGACAGCGUCGCUGAGGCUCCACUGUUGGCAAAGUCUUGGCAGUGGUACAUUAUUCAUCGUGUUUGCAUUCUUGUUAAUUUUUUUUGGCUUUGGAAUGUGACACAGCCUUUUUGAUCAUUUCUUUGAUGUGAAAAGCAUCUUUUGGUUAUCAGUUAAAUUGAGGUGGACAUUAUUUCCCCAGUUUUACAACAGGAUUCGCAUUGUUAAUUUAUAAAUCUAGACUUGGAGAAUUAAGGACUGAGAAAUGACCAUAUCUUAAACUAUCUGCAACAAAAUGAACUUAAAAGGACACGCCCAACUGAAUUCAGGUCCUUUGAGUCAAAAAAAAUCCUCUGCUGCACAUUUUGUUUAAGUGUUACUGUUUCUGCCUAUUAAUGUUGGAAACACAAAUAGUGCAAUUUGUGCAAUUGGAGAAUCUUGCCUUUUUCCUUGGCUCCCCCCAAAAGUACAAACCAACAGAAACUUGUUAUGCACUCAUCAAAAUGCACUAAUGGGUACUCUGAACUCAUUAACAUUGACAUCUGCAAAGGAGGCAACAGGGGAAAAAAUCUUUCAUCUUUUUUUCCAGUAGCGCAUAGUUGUGAAAUGAUGAGGGCAUUUUUACCUGCUUGCUGUGACCAGCGUGUGUACACAUAAACCUUAACAAGACUACAAGUAUAUUCCAGAAGGAAAUCAUUUAGUUAUGAACUAAAUAACAAAAAUCAGAACUUCAAAUGCUAUGGUCUUGAAUAUUAGACCAGAUUUAGUAGCUCCAUAUCUAAGAUUUUUCUACCUGCCCCUCUUCAGUACAGGGAUGGCUGGCUGCUCAACACACUCCUCCUCCCCCCUUUUCCUUUCUUUAAGCUGUGUACAGUGAAAAUUGUCUUUACUGUAUUUUGUUCUCUGGUAAUGUAAUAAGCAUGAUGGUGCCUUCUAUUAAUACAUCAUUCCAGUCUUGCUGGUAAUUUUGUACAGUAUAGUGUAUGAAUUGCUGUGCUGCAAAGCCAAACAGCUACAAAAUGUUGAAAAAUCAUUGAAGUGUAUAAAAAUUGCAGUAUCUUUAAAAUCAGUAAAAUUGACUAGCAUAUUA